Messenger RNA from Dama dama (fallow deer), 2476 nucleotides. RefSeq names its product general transcription factor IIE subunit 2 (gene GTF2E2). The record is from RefSeq and is a predicted model, not a curated record. Gene Ontology annotation, biological process: transcription initiation at RNA polymerase II promoter. The transcript has 8 exons. NCBI's taxonomy places the organism in Eukaryota, Metazoa, Chordata, Mammalia, Artiodactyla, Cervidae. The coding region runs from base 213 to 1082 and encodes 289 amino acids. Gene Ontology annotation, cellular component: transcription factor TFIIE complex.
GGAGCCGGGGGAAGAGUCGCCGCCUCAGCCGCCGCCGCCGCCAGUGCGGAGACCCCCGAGCUGGCGGGGCCGCGCUGGGCAUGCGUGCCGGGAGGUGGAGGCGCUGACAACGAGCCCGAAGCGGCAGCCACGCGGGCGUGGGCGGCUGGUUCAGGCGGAGGCGCUGGGAGGCGGCGGCGGGGCGCGUGGGGCGGCCCUCCGGGCUCAGCAUUAUGGAUCCAAGCCUUUUGAGAGAACGGGAGCUGUUCAAAAAACGAGCUCUUUCCACUCCUGUAGUAGAAAAACGUUCUGUGUCUUCUGAGGCGUCGUCAUCAAAGAAGAAAAAAGCAAAGCUAGAACAUGGAGGAUCAUCGGGCUCUAAACAAAAUUCUGAUCAUAGCAAUGGAUCAUUUAAUUUGAAAGCUUUGUCAGGAAGCUCUGGAUAUAAGUUUGGUGUUCUAGCUAAGAUUGUGAAUUACAUGAAGACACGGCAUCAGCGAGGAGAUACACAUCCCCUUACUUUAGAAGAAAUUUUGGAUGAAACACAACAUUUAGAUAUUGGACUCAAGCAGAAGCAAUGGCUAAUGAGUGAGGCACUAGUCAAUAAUCCCAAAAUUGAAGUAAUAGAUGGAAAGUAUGCCUUUAAGCCCAAGUACAACUUGAAAGAUAAGAAGGCUCUACUUAGGCUCUUAGAUCAACAUGACCAGCGCGGCUUAGGAGGAAUUCUUUUAGAAGACAUCGAGGAAGGACUGCCCAAUUCCCAGAAAGCUGUCAAGGCUUUAGGGGACCAGAUAUUAUUUGUAAACCGUCCUGAUAAGAAGAAAAUUCUUUUCUUCAAUGAUAAGAGCUGUCAGUUUUCUGUGGAUGAAGAGUUUCAGAAACUGUGGAGGAGUGUCACCGUGGAUUCAAUGGACGAGGAGAAAAUUGAAGAGUAUCUGAAGCGACAGGGUAUUUCUUCCAUGCAGGACUCCGGACCAAAGAAAGUGGCCCCAAUUCAGAGAAGGAAAAAGCCUGCCUCACAGAAAAAGCGACGGUUUAAGACUCACAAUGAGCACUUGGCCGGGGUGCUGAAGGACUACUCUGAUAUUGCUCCUGGCAAGUAGUAAACAGUUUGGUCUGAGAGCAAAGAGUUUCAAAGUCAAGAUCUUCCAUGUUGACGCUGGCAUCUGCAGACUGACCAUCUUCCUGUUCUCCUACCUAGGACCGAGGAGAGGAGCAGUUCAGUUUACAGAACUAGGGCAAAUGACCAAACUUGAAGCUUGUUUUCCCUAAUGGGCUAAUGAGAACUGUGAUGUCCCCUGUGACCCUCCUGUCACUUCUCGGGGGAGCGGCGCUCAGCAUGGCGUGCAGGCAUCUUUGCUAUUUAUCGCUACUUCUAAGUGGCUCCUGUUCCAUUUUUCCCUUCUUUUAUUACUUUAGAACAAGUUUGCUGGUAGUCUUGAAUGCAAUAUUUGUUUAUUCCAAAAGAUCAUAUUUAUAAUAAAACCAUUGUAGAAGGAGCUCUAAGACGUCGGUGACUUCAGUUGGCUUCUUUCCGUCCUUGGCGGUUGCAGGCGGUCUCUGAGUCCUGCAGGUGCAGGUCUGGAAUGUUGUUGACGACUGUGGUCUGGGCUGUGUCACUGAGCGUGUGGAUUUCACAGGUGGAACCCAAGGUGUGACUCUUGUUAGCAAGUGAAGCAGCAAAGGUACACUUGGCGUGACUUUUAAUGCUUUCUUUUAAAAGGAUAAGUCACUGUUUAGUCUCCUGGAUUUCCCAAGUCUUGUUGUCAUGCUGUUUACAGCAAGCAUGGACUGAGUCUACCCACCAGCCUGAACGUCUGUGUUACGUUGUCUCAGCCCUGGUGGCGCCUGGCCCCGAGGUUCUCACUGACUGAGCUCACGAGAGCUGUUACCACAUAUGUAGGUUCCUAAGAAUUGUCAUGACUUUUGGGGACAUCUGUGGUCAUUCCAGCAUUCUACUGUAAAUGACCCAUUUUCCUUCUCUGCUUGUUUAUGGUUUGUAGGGGCUCUUUGGGUUGGUUGAUACGGUCCUCACAUCAAAUAUUGAAGCUAGUGGAUUAUAGGGUUUGGUGUUCUCAAAAAAAGGCAUAAUGAUAACCCAGAGCAGUAACUACUUUGUACACAUGACAGGGAGCCAUUUUGUUGUUUUAAUUUUUAUCCUUUGUCUUUACUUCUCAUUGAUUUGAGUGUCAUCUUACCUGUUUCUUAUACCCAAGCCCCAAAAUACAUCAUGAGAAGAUGUGAAACUGAGACGCCUCACUGAUUAAUGAUGUUGAGCAUCUUUUCAGGACCUGUUGGUCACGUGUGUAUUUUAAUUGGAUGAAUGUCUCCAGGUCUGUUUGGGUCCUUUGCCUGUCUUUCAAUUGGAUUAUUUGUGGGGUUUUUUUUUUUUUUUUUUGGCUACUACUGAGUUGUAUGAGUUCUUUAUGUAUUAUGGUCAUAUUAACCCCCUUAUCUUUGUAAGAUAAAUGGUUUGCAAAUAUUUUCUUUGAUUCCA